UCAUUUUUAAUUUCGAUCUGAUAGGCAUAAAUGACCACCUCAAAAGCUAUUGGAAGAAUCGACUCCUUGACCCCGGAGCAAGAGUUGGUCUUGAAGCAAGUUUGGGCGCAGCUCCUUACCUACUGGGGUAAGACCGUGGAAUUUCCUACCGUGAACUUGAGCUCUGCCAAGUUAUCCAAGACAACCUCUCAUGCGAGCCACCAUUCCGCAGGUAAGGAGAAGAAGAAGAGAUUUGCGAGAUUCAGAUCUGCGCCAAAACAUACGGAUACCGCCAAAAACACCAAUACAUUAGACCCGAAACUCAUCCCUGGCAUCGUAACGGGGCUCAAGCCAGAAGACGUGGAGCGCCAGUUCUGGGAAAUGCUCAGAAUCGACUCCCCAGACAACUUGGUGUUGCGGUUUGUCAGAGCACGCAAGUUUGACUUGAAAAACGCCGUGACCAUGAUUGCCAACACUUUCAACUGGCGUUUGGCCGAGUCGUUCGCCGACAAAGUGUUUUUGGAGGGCGACUACGUGGCGUACCAGGAGAAGAACAUGCCAGGCUUGAUCAAGCAGUUUGAGUUGGGGAAAUCCAUCAUCACUGGCACCGACAAGGAGGGGAGACCGGUUGUCGUGGUGAGGACCCGCUUGCACAAGCCGUCGGACCAGAACGCCGAGGAAAUGUUGAAGUACACCAUCUUGGUGAUCGAGUACGCUAGAUGCUUUCUUAUGGAGCCAGUUGACACGUGUUCCGUCAUCUUCGACUUGACCGACUUUAGUUUAUCCAACAUGGACAACGCACCGGUCAAGCUCUUAAUCUCCGCAUUCGAGGCCCACUACCCCGAGUCUUUGGGGAUUCUCUUGAUCCACAAGGCGCCAUGGGUCUUCAGUUCCAUCUGGAACGUGAUCAAGACGUGGUUGGAUCCGGUGGUUGCCUCCAAAAUCCACUUCACCAAGACCUUUGACGAUUUGACCGAGCACAUUGACGCUGAUAACAUCUUGGAGGAAAUGGGCGGUAACAACAAGUUCCACUACAAAUAUGUGACGCCAGGUACCAGUGACAACUUUAUCCAAAACCCCGAAGAGAGAGCCGUUUUGGAGAAAGAAAGGGCAAACUUGGCCAGCCAGUUUAUUGAGGCCACCACCAAGUGGAUUGAAGCGACCGAUUUAGAGGCCAGCAACGCCUUUUUGAGCCAGAAGAUUGUUUUGGGCCAGAAAAUGGCCGCAAACUUUGUGGCCUUGGACAAGUACAAGAGAUAUAGAGGGGUGUAUGAGCGUCUCGGCUUACUAGAUGUCAAGUCGGGAUAAUCGAUAGAGUGUAUUAUAUGGAUGCCAUUCUGUGAUAAAGCGUAUAGGAAAUGCAUCACUGGGCUAGGGUCUCAUGGGUGAAUUUAAAUAGUAUCGAGUUAGAUUAGCCAAGAUAGACAUCACUAAUAUCAGACCUAGAUGAGCCACUCACGUCGUUGUUUUAUAUUAGAGCGGGGUCCAAAUUUUAG
Molecule: messenger RNA, 1475 nt
Organism: Babjeviella inositovora NRRL Y-12698
Lineage: Eukaryota; Fungi; Ascomycota; Pichiomycetes; Serinales
Exons: 1
Coding region: 31-1287 (418 amino acids)
Source: RefSeq, a predicted model, not a curated record